UUUUUUUUCCUUUUUUGUCUCGUUUUUUCCUGUUUUGUCUUGUUUUUCUCGACCGACUUGGGUCGGGGAAGCGGAGAAGGCGGUCGGUCACCGAUGAAGGGAGAUCUCCCCUAGGUAGAUGGAGGCAGCAAUCGGUGUGAAGACAGUCGCCGCCUGUUUUCCGGAUUGCGAAGUCAAGCCACGGUCAUAUCCGGGUUGUGAUCCGGAGAUGGCGUGGAGUGUCGUCGCCUCGAGUCCUCCUUCGGUGGUGGUUAGCCAAGCCGCGGUGAAGCAGAGAAGAGUAGGUUGGCGCCCAACCAGCCACAGGUCAGGCGGUCGGAAGCAGGGGCGCGCACCAAAGACAGGUAGGAAGAUCAAGGCGAAAGCGACGGGCGAAUCGCGGGGCGCAACAAGGGCGAUCAAGGACAACAACAACAACAACAAAAAGCAAGAAGAGGGAAAACGAAAACAGAGGGAGGAGGAAAAGAAAAGAGGGACGGAUUUGGAUUGGUUUGGGUGGAGGGUGGGCCGAGAUCCCGUCCCAGCGGAGUGGCUUGCGAACAACAACAACAAUAACAAUGACAACAACAACAACAACAGCAAGACCACAACCCCAACACAAAACGCGUUUGGAUCGGGGCCUAGUGGGUUUGACAAUUGAGCUGGCGGAGGAUCGGUGUGAGAGGUGGGAGAGACUAACGUAAUCAAUGCGGUACGCGCGACCAGGAUGCAGGGGACCAACCAGGGCAGAGAGCUCCGGGGAGGGAUCUGGUGGCGGUAUUUGGAUCUGUCCAGAAACGCACAGUCGGGUCCCGAGAGAGCUGGAGAUGAUCUGGUUGCAGCGGUGGUGGGAGCGUCGAGGGGAGGCGC
Molecule: messenger RNA, 849 nt
Organism: Aspergillus campestris IBT 28561
Lineage: Eukaryota; Fungi; Ascomycota; Eurotiomycetes; Eurotiales; Aspergillaceae
Exons: 1
Coding region: 119-640 (173 amino acids)
Source: RefSeq, a predicted model, not a curated record